AUUUUUACAGGGUGAUGAUAUGGGACGCUAUCUUAAACAACAGCGGUCGUAAUGGUAAUCAGACGAAAGUUGAAAGUCACCAAAUAGCACAGUCACGAUUCAAUCCGUAUCACCGGUCUGGCUUGCCUCCUCACACUCACACUGUUUGUUAGCACGUCAAGUGUUUAUUAGCCUGAAAAAUAUCGACAAUCAACUCAUGGAAGUGGCCUCAAGUCAGGCAUGGAGAUUAAAACGCUACGGGCGUUUUGUCCCAGGCUCUGAUCAGGGAAAGCCUUGGAAGGUGUUUGAGGCCAAUGGCGAUAAACCUGCUAUUUUCCUUAGAAUUGUGGAAUCUGGAUACUUGCUGGUCUUGCAAGGAGAGGAAAGCUUGGAUACAAUCCCUUUGGUCCAUGGAUCCGAUUUUCUCAAAGUGCACCAGAAAUCUGAUAACCUAAUGUUUCGAUUUACUGUGAAGGGAGAGAGCCGCAUGAUGAGGAUGCAGUUUGACGGAAGUAGCAGGGAAGAGGCCAUAAAAGAGUGUUCAAGUGCUGUGGAAAAGCUGAUGGGGUACAUUUCUGUCACCACGCAGGAGGACGCCCCAGUGCCUCCUAAUCCAACCCCUGCUGAGGUGUCUGCACCAGCGAUACAGAAGACUUGGCAGGGAAAGGCCGUGGGAGUUGAGCCUGAGGUUGUCCAAGGAUCGUUGUCCAUCAAGCGUCUAACCAAGCACAUGUUGGGAGAGACUGCUGUGACUCUGCCUCAAGUAUAUCGCCAUGGUUCUUUGGCACAAGGUGACUUGGAGACCAUAGUGCGCCUUUGUCUGCUGGAUCCCAGCUUUCCUGCAUUUGUGGAGAAGGUGGAGAGGGAGCUGAGGAAAGUGCUUCAAGAGUGAAGAAUCUCAACAACAGCUGAAGGCAGAAAGGUCAAGUCAGUGCAAUGUGUUUUUUCGUUGUAUACAGUUUGUGUAGGCAGUGCCUGGUGGUGGUGGUGGUGGAGUGUUUCUUGCUGUGCUGCUGAUGUUGUUUUAAAUGUUACAUAUUGCUUGUUAUUGUAUAUGGCCUGAAGAGGAUGAAUUGAAUGGUAUUGAAUUGAGGUGGUUAAAUGAACUUACAAAAUAAAAUAAAAAAUCUGGUUCAUUUUUCAAUUUUUUAUUCAGAAAAAAAAUAUUGGUCUCACUCAUAUGUUUGAUCGUGGCUAUAUACUCUGGUCCCUCUGUUCCCACCUUAAUGCAGGCCCAUUUGCACUGCAACACACAUUUAUACAUUGUAUUGAAAGAGGAGUCAUGCAGCUACAGCAGUGAAUUUUGCUAUGCCAGCUUCCAAGUGAUCCCACAAUAUUAAAGCUUCACUGAGUAAAACAAACUGCCCUCCAUAUAUCUAUUUAAGAAUACAUAUUGCAUAGGAUUAUAGCCAUGCUAUACAGUUAAAGAGAGAAAAAAAAUACAAAAUAAAAAUCAAUUAAUGAAAUUGGGAAAUAUAAAAAAAAUAUUAUUUUUUUUUUACAGAUUUCCUAUCAUUUGAACACUCAUACUUCAACAUAUACAAGACACCUAAGUUACUCUGGAAAGAAAAAAAAAUAAUACACUUAUAAUGUUCGUUUAGAUAGUUAAACACACAGUAGUCAUUUUCUGUAAUCACUCUCAAUUAAAUUUAAAUACUGCCAGUCAUUGAAGCCCUUGCUUCACAAUAAAAGUUCUGAUAAAAGUGGACUCAUUGUCACAAAAUCAAACAUA
This is a messenger RNA of Centropristis striata (black sea bass), 1711 nucleotides long. RefSeq names its product REC114 meiotic recombination protein (gene rec114). The coding region runs from base 197 to 871 and encodes 224 amino acids. The record is from RefSeq and is a predicted model, not a curated record. The transcript has 6 exons. NCBI's taxonomy places the organism in Eukaryota, Metazoa, Chordata, Actinopteri, Perciformes, Serranidae.